Gorilla gorilla gorilla (western lowland gorilla) is the source of this 1797-nucleotide messenger RNA. RefSeq names its product MAGI family member, X-linked (gene MAGIX). Gene Ontology annotation, molecular function: protein binding. The record is from RefSeq and is a predicted model, not a curated record. The transcript has 4 exons. NCBI's taxonomy places the organism in Eukaryota, Metazoa, Chordata, Mammalia, Primates, Hominidae. The coding region runs from base 717 to 1565 and encodes 282 amino acids.
CUCCGCUGGGGUUGGGUUCGGAGAGGAGUUGGGUUCAGUGGGGCAGGCCUGGGGGGUCAGCAGCUACUGCCCUGUCUUGGGUGGGGCCAAGGGGCGCGACUUGGGGCGGGGAUCGGAGGGUGCUUCGAGUGGGAGGAGCCUUGGGGUUAUUCUAGCAUAUUCCUUGAGGGUUAUUGCAGUAGGCGAGGGCUAGAUUAGAUGAGAGUGCGGAACUGGACCCCCGUUCUGGCGGCGGUCCUUUUUGAGGAGGCAGGGCCUGGAGAGUGCUUGGGGGGAGGGCACGCAGCGAAGGGGCAGGCCUGAAAUGUGAGUCACGGGGGUGGAGCCUAUAGUCCCAUGGGGGCGGGGCUUGAGAUGUCAGGAAUGGGAUGAGGGUUAGAGGCUAAUUAGAGGGCGUGCUAUGGAAGGUUCAGGAGCCAAAUUUUGGAGUAGCAUUCUCCAGGGUGGGCCGAAUGGUGUUAUUUGAGGGAUGUGUUCUGCGUGUUAUUAGAGGGAGAUAGGAAGGCCUGGAAGAUUAUUCACAUGGCUGAGCCCAGGAUUGUUUAUUUAGAAGGUGGGGUCAGAACAGUUAUUUGUUUGGGCUGAGAACCUUUAAGAUUACUUGAGGGGAUGGUGCGUAAAUGGUGGGCCAGUUUGUAUAUGAGCUGCAGGGGCAAGACAAGUAGAUGAGGCUAGAAUGUUAACUCAGGGAACAGGUCCUAGGUAGUUUCCAUGGCAUGUCCCCCAACAGCCCUCUCCACUGCUUUUAUCUCCCAGCUGUUAGCGUGCUGGACUCUGCAGACAUAGAGGUCACAGACAGUCGUCUGCCUCAUGCCACUAUUGUGGAUCACCGGCCCCAGCACCGUUGGUUAGAGACAUGUAACGCGCCUCCCCAAGUGAUCCAGGGUAAGGCACGUAGUGCUCCGAAGCCAUCCCAGGCCUCUGGUCAUUUCUCUGUGGAGCUGGUCCGCGGUUACGUAGGCUUUGGCCUCACCUUAGGUGGGGGCCGGGAUGUAGCUGGGGACACUCCGCUGGCCGUGCGCGGGCUGCUGAAGGAUGGCCCAGCACAGCGCUGUGGUCGUUUGGAGGUCGGGGACCUCGUGCUCCACAUCAACGGAGAGUCAACGCAGGGCCUCACCCAUGCCCAGGCCGUGGAGCGGAUCCGAGCUGGAGGCCCCCAGCUCCACCUGGUUAUUCGUCGGCCUCUGGAGACCCACCCUGGCAAGCCUCGAGGGGUGGGAGAGCCCCGAAAAGGAGUUGUCCCGUCAUGGCCAGAUCGCAGCCCAGAUCCUGGAGGGCCGGAGGUAACGGGGUCUCGCAGCAGCAGCACUUCCCUAGUUCAGCACCCUCCAUCCCGGACGACGCUCAAGAAGACCCGGGGCAGCCCGGAGCCUAGUCCAGAGGCGGCCGCCGAUGGCCCCACGGUUUCUCCUCCUGAGCGCCGCGCUGAGGAUCCCAACGACCAGAUCCCGGGUUCCCCGGGGCCCUGGCUAAUGCCCAGCGAGGAACGGCUCUCGCGGGCCCUAGGGGUCCGGGGGGCAGCGCAGCUCGCUCAGGAGAUGGCAGCCGCAAGGCGGAGACACUGAGCCUACCUCUGACGCGCGGGGCUCACUAGUUACCGCCCAACCUGGAUCCGGCGCGUGUGGCCGCUGGGCACUUGGCACCUCCCCGAGAGCUUCCACUUGGUUUGGUCCCCCCACCCGCUGCGCAGUGGCUCUGCCCACACUCCCCUCGCAGCGUCAGUGGUACGACCCUUCCAGCCGGCUAGCCUGCGCUUCUGGUUCUGGGAGGGGGAGGUAAUAAAAUGGUUCGAUCCGG